AUGGCCACACCGCAGUCCAUGAAACCUGCGCCCUCGCAACAGGGCAAGACCCCUCAGCAGUCGUACCAUGGCGCGACUGGUACUCCAGGCGCCUCGGCUUCGACCCCGUACUCGAAUCUACACGCCUUCUCCCCUCAUGGGCCAAGAUCGUCGCCGCAGCAAAUCAAGAAGUCGCCUGCGACAACUGGCACGUUGAUGGGAUCCAACAGUCAGGCUGGCCCUGCGCCCAUGAACUUCGACAGCCCCUCCGCCGCAGCCUUCAUGGCUAGCUUCGAUGCGUCUUUGGUAGACAAUAUGGGGAUCACAUCGAUGGGCAUGCCGCGGCCCAGUGGUGAUGAGGAAAGGCAAAAGAGACUUCAUGAUGUGAUACAUAUUUUGAGGGUGCGAACUCGAUCAUGGCCCCCCGGGGCGUGGCUGGAGAAUGAGCUAACAGUUCCGCAGCAAAAGAAGGGUAUUGUCAGCGACGAGGGCCUGGAAAGACUGACUAAGAGGGUCGGACUAGAGUGCUUGUGGGAAGACGACAAAGCCAUCAGGACGUUUGUCGUUGCGGGAGCAACAAUUUCAUUAGACAUUGGCAUGAAAGACCAUGUUGCGCAGAAAGUCGAGCUCAACUUUACUGUGUCGAAGCCCUCCGUGACGAAACACGCGAGCAAGGCUGAGGCCAUUCUUGUCGAUGACCUGAAAUUGGCACCUGGACAACAUCCUUGGACCAAGUCCCUCGACAAGUUUGCUGCGAAUCUGGAGCGUCUCGCAGCCUUGGACAGACUGAGCGUCUUGGAUAAGGAUGGGAAGCCACAUCUUGUGACCCACGAUGCCGUAGCAGGAGUCUUUGAGAGCCUGGAAAAGUUGCAUGAAUGGGACAUCAAGCGGCUUCACGAGGACGCAGAGCUUAGUGCAAAGGGCGACGAACACAUCCGGAUCGUUGCGAUGUGUGAACGGAACGGCCGACCUGUCAUGCACGAGAGGGGGCGCGUAGGAAUGUGUUUGGACUAUUGGCGCGAGCGCAGGUUAUACAUCCCACGCAGCGAGCAAGCCAAAGAAAAUUACAAGAGUGCCAAAACCUGGGGCAUUCUGGUCGGCUGCGCGCAAAGAGAUCCCCUCUAUCCUGCCCCAGUCAGAGUGUCCAGCGAGUGGCUGGCGGAUGGCAUCGAGCUGCCAGCCACAGAUGGGCUUCAAGAGCCUAUACUGAAUUGGCAACAACCACCCGACUGCAUUUUACCCGGAGACGACGCCUCGCAGGCUCACGACGGAUUGAUGGCACUGACGGGCCCGAAGCUGCCCGAUGUCAUGUUCAUGGCCGCAUUUGAUCCACCUGUCACUCUCCCAUUCAGUGUGUGGAUAGAGAUGCGACAUGUGACAGGAGCACCGGUCGGUGACCCACCGCCGUACAUGCCAACAUUCGACAGUCUCAUAUUCCCUCCCGGGCCUGACUACAACGCAGCAGAGCCGCGAAUGAUCACAGCAACGAAAACAGUCAAAGCUUUCAACAAGGACAAGAAGCCGGCACCAAAGACGCACGAGAAUCGCCUGUUCAUACACAAGCCCGUUUACGGACAGGCCUUGACUGAGCUACCGUUCUCGCACCCCUCACAAUUGGUCGCGAUGCUCCCUACUUUGCGCCAGUAUGCUUUUCUCCAAUGUCUUCUCGACAGGGCAUUCAGCAACGGGAAUGACAAGGCAUUGGCGCCCGCGAAGACAAGGGCAGAUGAACUAGUCCAGGUGGUAACCGCCAAGGCAGACGAGUUCGAUACCUGGAUGAAUGAGGGCAAGAAGGACACAAAGACACAGGAGGAUAGCGGACAGGCGACCAUCAGCGCGUCGCCUGACCAGGGACCACUCAAGGUCGACAUCACGUUGAACGCCCACCCACAGCCGAACCCCAAGCUGCAGAUUAUGUUCCCAUACCGAGGCCGGCCCGCGCAAAUCACGGUCGACAUCGAGCGCAACGGCGUGGUCCAGGUCGAGUCGUGCAAUAUCGUCGACAACGAGGGCCGGGCGGUCGACGAGGCGGGCAACCCGGUCGAGGGCGCGGCGCCGAACCCGGCAUGGAGCAGGGACCGCCUGGGCCGCCGGCUGAUGUUCUUGGAAGACAUUGGGCUCUGGUGCGAAUGGAUACGGACUAAUGUCGGGCCCUAG
Molecule: messenger RNA, 2136 nt
Organism: Diaporthe amygdali
Lineage: Eukaryota; Fungi; Ascomycota; Sordariomycetes; Diaporthales; Diaporthaceae
Exons: 1
Coding region: 1-2136 (711 amino acids)
Biological process (GO): regulation of transcription by RNA polymerase II
Cellular component (GO): mediator complex
Molecular function (GO): transcription coregulator activity
Source: RefSeq, a predicted model, not a curated record